CCUCUGAGGGGGGCCGUUGAUCCCGGUUGGGAGCUUUUUGUGGCGGCAUUGCUCCCAGCCUGGGGUUCUUGGGGCGGGGGGAGGCGUUGAUCCUGGUGGGCGGCCCCGAGUCACUAGGAGCCCAGGUCUUUAACAGGGCCAGAUUGUCCCCAUCGAGCUGUUGGUCGCUGCCUCCCGAGAAUGUGGCGCCGUUGUCAGCGGCUGUUCUACGCCUGGCCGCCCCAGACCCCACGGCUCUGCCCGACUCCUCCCUUUGGGGGCCCCAGGCUUUCACUGCCGGGCACGGCACGGACAUACACCCCGCCGACAGAAAGGAAGAGGUUUUACCAGAACGUUAGCAUCUCCCAAGGCGAAGGUGGCUUUGAAAUAAACCUGGACCACAGGAAGCUGAAAACGCCCCAGGCCAAACUCUUCACUGUCCCCAGCGAGGCCCUGGCUAUUGCUGUUGCUACGGAAUGGGAUUCCCAGCAGGACGCCAUCAAGUCCUACACCAUGCAUCUGACCACAUUGUGCAACACAGUUUUGGACAACCCAUCUCAGCGAAACAAAGAUCAGCUAAUCAGAGCAGCUGUGAAGUUCCUGGAGACAGAUACUGUCUGCUACAAGGUGGAGGAGCCAGCCGGCCUAGUAGAACUGCAGAAGAAUGAAUGGGAUCCCAUGAUCGAGUGGGCUGAGAAAAGGUACAACGUGGAGAUCGGCUCCUCUACUAGCAUCCUGGGACCCAACAUCCCAGCCAGGACCAAAGACACUUUCACCAGCCAUUUGGCAUCUUACAACACGUGGGCACUGCAAGGUACUGAGGACGACUUAUCUGGUGUGUCCGUCCCUCCAGGGUACACGAAGCACCGUUCGCAUAUAUGCCUUUUCCUCUCAGAGCAGUGAUUUCGGUCCAAAAUGUAGGCUCUGUUACCAAGAAAAGAGGUUUGAAACCCCAAGUGCACAGAAACGAUUUUAUGGUUUCGUGACUUCCCACCCCCAGUAAAUGAAAACCCCUUGAGUUUAGAUUUAAAAUGUAAGAGCUGUGGUUAUUGGCAGCCCAGCUGUUCUACUCUUGUGCAACUGAACGAGAUCCAGAAAGUGAAUGUGACUGGAAACGAAGGUGAAACUAACUAAUCAGUUCUCAUUGCUCAUCCUCCUUGAAGCGCAAGAUGCGAAUAAACAGCAAAAAUGGUGAAAAGUGCCCAAGACUUUAAAAAUUCUUUCAGGUCAAUGGUAAAUAUUUUAAAAUGGAUUUUUACCCCGACACAUCCCCUCUUUAUUCCUUGUGUCAUUCUCCUUUCAAAAUAAAGAUGUUUUAAACAAAGUAGACUAGAAACCCACCGGAAUCCCUGGCUACCUCGUCAGAAGACAAUGAGAGACACCGAAUUCCUAGUAGAAAAGUGUGCUCCCUGUUCUGAUUUCAGGGCCUCCAAUCCUUCCUGCAAACAUUUCUGAUCACCUUUUGUUUACAGCUUCUGUUUGGGGUAAGGUCAGGGGUGCUUCUUUUAGUUGGUAUUUUGGCACGUCUGUCUUCAGCUGGGGAAAGCAAGGCCCCAGGCCCCAGCUGUUAUAUUCCUGGGCAGUCAGUUGACUAUUGAUCCCAAAUCUGGCCUUGACUCUAGCUGAUCACUUAGCUUCGAUUGAGCAUGAUUCAUGCUGCUUUGUCUCCCCGCUUUGCCCUGUACAUGGGCCUGAUUGUCAGUGGUGCUCAGCACCUCCAGCUGUCACAAAUGCUCAUCAUCUCUGCAGAUCAGGCCCCUUUUUCUCUCUCUCCCUCUCCUAGACGGUUGUGUGUGUUCUCUGAUCUCAUCCCCAGCUCUUUAGCGGUAAGAGGUGAGCUCUGCCAUCCUGCAGAAGGGAAUCCUUCCACAUUUGUAUCCAGUGGUGUGGCGUUAUUACGUUAUAAGGGUGUGUUUCAGAAUGAGAGAAAGCGGUUUGCAGUCAGAGAUGCAGCCAUUUGCAUCAAAGUAACAAUGGAUCCUGAUUAGCAACAGAAAUUUCAUGUGUUUAUUAACUGUGGACUUGACUCUGUAGAGUGCAUUGAUCCAAGGUGUGGGGGAUCAUCUACCCGUCUGAUCCUGCUGAACAUGUUAUGCCUGGGCUGCACCUUCAGAAGGUGUGAAGAUGCCGAUGUGAUUUUGUAUAACUAACUGUGGUUCAUGUUUGAUAUUUUCCCCCCUCCCAGGUAUAGAAUAUGUGAUUGCCCAGUUGAAAUCUCUGAUUCUGUCCAUGGGAGUGAUUGACAGACACAUUCCGGUA
This is a messenger RNA of Chrysemys picta bellii (western painted turtle), 2238 nucleotides long. RefSeq names its product ATP synthase mitochondrial F1 complex assembly factor 2 (gene ATPAF2). NCBI's taxonomy places the organism in Eukaryota, Metazoa, Chordata, Testudines, Emydidae. The record is from RefSeq and is a predicted model, not a curated record. Gene Ontology annotation, cellular component: mitochondrion. Gene Ontology annotation, biological process: mitochondrial proton-transporting ATP synthase complex assembly.